CGCAUCAAAACGAUAUUUUAUUUUUACAUUACGUAUUUGGUUUCGCGUAGACUUGGACGGCGGUAGUUGAGCGGCGCGUUUUGUGCAACAAAAUUGUGUUUUUGGACCCUAAAAUGGAACAAAAUGAACAUUUGGAUAAUAAAAUAAUAAUUGAUCACCCGGCAAAAUUGUUUACCGCAACUUAACGCAGUUCAAAUUAGAAUUUAUUUUCGUUUAUUACAUUUGUUUCUCAUUUGUUUAUUAGCAACGACAUAUUGGGUUCGAUUGAUUUGUUAUUUUUACGUUUCCAAUGAAACUGUAACUUGAAGAAACUGUACUCCCGGACGGAAAGAGAUAUAGGAAGAUGGCGCUCGCUUCUUCCGUGAGCUUGUACUACUCCAUCGUGCAACGAGCCGCAAGACAUUACUUAGAAGAUUAUUGUCACACAGAUACCACAGCGCCCUAUGUGCUCUACAAAGAUGGCGUGGAGCGAGCUCCACCAGGAACGCAAUGGGGUGGCACUGUGCUCGACGGAGGGUACCAAAUGCAGCAUCAGAGUCCUGGCGGGCCCUCACCUCAGCCUGAGCCACAGCUGGCUUCUCCAGCACCAUCACCCUAUCCGCCCGCGCCUCCAUCUCAAGACCCGUCUGAUGAGGCGGCACAGCAACUGGCUCAACAGCAAGCUCAACAGCAAGCCCAACAACAAGCCCAACAGCAAUCUUCCACGGAACAAAUGCAAGUUGAACAACAGCUCAGCCAAGCUCAGCAAUCGCAAACACAGGACCAUCUUGAUCGUACGCCAUGCUUCGUCCCACAAGCAGACUUGCAACAGCAAUACGCGACACCGUACUUCAAAGAGGCCAGGCCCACUAGCCACAUGCUCGGUACUGGAGGCUUUCCUCUACACUACUUAAAACAAAACGGAGGAGUCCUAUCGCUAGAAGGACCCCUAGACCAAUAUUCUACACCUGAUUUGCGGCAUCUACCAGAUAUCGUUCAGCCUGAACAACCAAAACCUAGAAAGCAUAACCCGAACUCUGAACUGCGCCUGUUCAAGUGUCUAACCUGCGGCAAAGAUUUCAAACAGAAGUCGACGCUACUCCAACAUGAGCGGAUUCACACGGACUCGAGGCCGUACGGGUGCCCGGAGUGCGGCAAGAGGUUCCGGCAGCAGUCCCACCUCACCCAGCAUCUGCGCAUCCACGCCAACGAGAAACCUUACGCUUGCGUGUAUUGCCCGAGAUCGUUCCGGCAGCGCGCCAUCCUCAAUCAACACCUGCGCAUCCAUUCCGACGUAUCGCCGCAUCUGAUCUUCAAGAAUGGGACCACGCCGACGCUGUGGCCUCAAGAUGUGCCUUUCCCACCCGAUGAAAACAAAGAGGAAAUUCAAUCAGCGUUCGGCGACGCCGAUGGACAGAACGGCGAGCAACGUGGCUCUUGUUUUUCGCCCGGUGACACGGCGCAGUAUCCUGCGUAUUUCAAGGAUACAAAGGGACUUAACCACACAGUAUUCGGAUCAGGAUUAUCGCUGCAAUACUUAAAGGGCGGUAAGCUCCCUGAUGUUCUCGGUGGACGCGCAAUGCCACUGUACGUACGCUGUCCCAUAUGCCAGAAAGAGUUCAAACAAAAAUCAACAUUGCUCCAGCAUGGAUGCAUACAUAUAGAGUCUCGACCGUAUCCGUGCCCAGAGUGCGGCAAGAGGUUCCGUCAACAAUCACAUUUAACUCAGCACUUGCGUAUCCACACUAAUGAAAAGCCAUACGGGUGCGUAUAUUGCCCUCGGUUUUUCCGCCAACGAACCAUUCUGAACCAACAUCUUCGCAUACAUACUGGAGAGAAACCAUACAAGUGUACGCAAUGCGGGAAAGACUUUAGGCAAAAGGCGAUCCUUGAUCAACACACAAGGACGCACCAAGGGGACCGGCCAUUUUGCUGUCCAAUGCCUAACUGCAGGCGGCGUUUUGCUACUGAGCCAGAAGUUAAGAAACAUAUAGAUAACCAUAUGAACCCGCAUGCGGCUAAAGCACGACGCGCAGAUGCUAAAACUCCACGUCCGCUCCCGCCGGCUUCAGCUGUUGUGAAGCCCGAGCUGUACUUCCCGCAGUGUUAUGCUCCGCCGUUCCAGCAAUUCUCCAGCGGCGCCGAGUUCAAGCCGGCCGUUGGUCCCGGUGCGACCGUGGCAUGCCUGCCCACGCAGUGACCCGCGCCCCCGCGGUGGCCGCCAGGGCCUCCCGCGCCUCACCAUGCCCCGUCGCAUGCGCCCACGCACCACGACCUCUACGUCGACCGCCUCUACUGAGCCCUCCAGCCGACGUUGCUUGCCAUCACGACGUAAAGAGUUGCGGUACGCACCAGUAUACGACUCGCCUAUGCGAGCUUAUUUUAACGAGAUAUCGGAUCGCUGUAAACAUGCUUCGAUCAUUAAAUAACAAAUAUUCGAAAUCUGUCGCGAAUGUACAGUUUUCGAGAGUUCAGAUGAUUAGUGUUACCGUUCAAAAUGCGAGUAUAGAUAGCGUUUUUGCCCCGUAAUAUUAAGUUACCACGUAAGAGUUAGGUUUCUCUGUGAUUCUUCAGUCGAAACUUGCGUCUUGAUCCGAGCGGAUUGAACCAGAGAUUAGAAUUUAAAAACUCUUCGUUGAAAUAUAAAAAGUAAGAAAUUCUCUUUUACCACGUAACGGUAUUUCGCGAUGAAUGCUUUCGGGACAAUAUGGAGCCCAACAAAUAAUAAUGAACGUAGAUGUUAUGUUAAAUUUAUUUACGAGUGUUAAGAUUAUAGUAUCUGGCAAACGCAGGGUAAGGAGAAUGAUAAAAAAUGCUCAAAUCUUUAAAAGUUACUUAAAAAUUUCGCGUAAAAAUUGCGCUUUAAACUUAAUCGGUGUAAAAGUAAGAACAGUAAAACGAGAAAACAAACCAAAAACGUAGGUUACCUAUCGCCAUCAAACGUUUGUUUUAGUACUUACGAAGUUAAUACUGCAUUUAAUCUAGACGGGAUACUUUUAUCUCCAUAACUUGUAGGUGCCAAAUAAUUUAGUAUUCCGGUCAAUGUCCAUUGUUCAGUAACAAUAACAGAGUUAGAACAUCGUAAGGCCAGGCAAGGUAAUGAACACUAAUUUGUGCAUACACAGAAAAUGGAUAUCGACUGUACCAGCUUAUUUCAUAGGCCUAGUUAGGAUGUUACCAGUUUUUUCAACGAGACGAUUUGGAUGCAUUUACGUGGAAAAGAGCCAGACUGAGAAGGACUGUGAUAGCUAGGUAAGUUAGGCGUCUAUUUCGCUCAUUUAGCGUUUAAAAUUCGUGUAAACUACGAAAUAAAUGAGAACAAUGUCGUAUGAUUGAUAAAAAUACUCGUGAUUUGUUGUAUUGUUUUUGAAUCAAAAUUGUGGGGCCUUUGACCGCGCCUUUUCUCGACUGAUUUAAAUUUGUCACGAGUGAGAUUAGCGAAUUUUUGCCAAUUAGAUAACGUGUGAUGUCGCAAAGUGCUUUUCGAUGUAGGAACGGAGAGAGGGUUAUGCCAGAGAUAUGUUUUACUUAAUUUUAGCUUAGAAUAUCGUUCGAAUUACCAAGCAAUUCGAUCAUUCAUCGCGAAAUAAUUUAGCAAAUAGGAAAAAUAAAUAUAUGUAUGAAUGUUGAAGUAUUUUGGCGCCGACUGAGCCUCGUUUAUGUCGCGUCCUCAAUAGAUACAGGUAUCCAGAAUUACAUUACAGAAUAUGAAUAGGUUUUGAACAGAGGCAUGGUAUAUUAAAUAUAUCUUCUUUGUUGUAGCUUUUCUCUCCGAGUGCUCGUUUUCGGCGAGCUUAGGCCAAACGAUAGAAUACAGUGAGGGAAUUCAUUUAUAGCAGAAUAGAUCUGUUUUUUUGCAAGUUUUUCGUUUAAUGUAAGCUAACCCUUAGUCUUGACGACUAUAAACAACGCGGUGCCAGAAUACAACAACACAUUUUUAACGUUUUAUCAUCUCUGUUUGUAUGUAUAGACGACAUAUAUAGCUUAUUUUACGAUAUUAUUGUGAUGGUUUCGUUUUCCUACAGCAUAAGGGAUGUUACGUAUUAACUAGUAGAUAAUAGUAUGUAUUUGUGGAGGUACUUGUCACAUUAACCGGAUACCAUAGUUUUAAUUUGUCGCUAACCAAGCGACCGGACGUUUUAUUUCUAUGUUUGUUGUUGGUUUUACUAAAGAAAUUAGUCAUUGGACAGUUAUGAAAAUUCAAUACUUCCCAAUUCUGAGGAUCGAUUAAGUCAAUGAUGCGUUUCAUCACAAAUCCUUACUCAAACCCAAAUUACAUACAGCAAUAGAUUGAUAUCAGAAUUGGAGGAUCGAUCCGUCGCGUUUAAGUUUCUGAUUGAUUUUCCUAUCAAACUUUUGGAGGUUUACAAGCAAAAACACCAUUAUCGAAGAUUUUGAGAUUAUCUUCAGUGACUAUAUUUAUCCUCAAGUGAUCCUCCUGAGAGGUGAGGCGCUGCACGCCCGGCCACCCAACCAAUAGUUUACAAGCCAGUUCAGAAAGCUCAAAUUUUAUUAUCUGACAUCCAAACACAGACUAUAAAACUCGUUGAAACUAUGCCGUCACAGUCACCUAAUAAAAUUUGACCCACAAUAUUUACCCACCACAAUACAGCAGCCUUAUACAAUAAUAGUUAUAAGUAUUUUUAUACAGUUUACAAUAUAUAAGUUUAUAACGGCCGGGCGCGCAACGUCGCACUGUACAAGUUUGAAUACAAACACAAAAUACAGUGCCAUAGCCGAGAACUAACCUCAGAUGUAUAAUUAGAUUUUUAUACCGAUACAAAUGGAUUUAAUUUUUAAAUAUAAACAAAGGUGAUUAAGUAUACAGAGAUUAAAGAUGAUAUUUUAUACAUUUAUUACAUACAAUAUUAUUAAAGGUAAAUGUGAAAUAGACUUAACGUUUUAGUGUACCACGUGCUAAGUACCUAAGUAUCAGGAAAUCAGGUUUUUGUAAAUUACGCGAGGAGCGAGUGCUGGACGUCAAAUUUCGUAUGUCCGACGAAUGUUAAAAUCCGUUAUAACCUUAUCAGCGUAAAUACAUAUCACAAGCAGAGUAUAUGUUAAUAUUGAUUUUUCGACAAGUUCCAAAAAUUGCUCAUAUUUUUUCGUUAAUUUUUGCUCAAUUAUUCGUGUAUUAUGUUACUUGAGUUAGUUUUAUGAAGCCUUGUAUAAUUGUAUAAUGUUCUAGAGAGCACGGUUCCGCUUUUCUUUUAAUUAAGUGUGUGUUGUCAGUGUGAGAAUUCAGUUACUUGUCGUUAAUGCUUUGUGUUUAAUCUGUGCCGUCCAAUAUUUUUGUCACAGAUUUAUAUUUGAAUUUAAAUGUUGCAAUGUUUUUUUAUGACUUAACUCCACUGACUGUUAUUUAGGUUCUUUGCUAUGUUCGUAGCCUACGUAAUGUUUUUUUAAUCGCCAAUUUAAAUUUUACCAAUUCCUUAAAUGACACCUUAAAAAUCCGCUAGAACUGUUUAUUCAUCUAAUCUAACAUCGAUUUAUUUAAGGAAUGAAAUUCCUCUCACAACUAUAUUUUAUGUACUAAUUUUUGCAUUUAUUUGAAUGUGAAUUUACUAACACAAUAAUUUAAGAAAUUUCUUCUAAGCGAGUGCUAUCCAUUAUAUCACGUAAUACUUAUUUUAAGUUAAUAACAAAAGGAGAGAAUAAGAUUGCAUUGGAAAUGUAUACUUUGCAUAAUAUUAUAUUAUCAUGAGCGUCAAUUGUAUUAAAUACAAUAUAUAGCUAAGCUUGGUAAAAAGUAGGUUAUACUGAUUUGCAAUAUAAAUGCUAUUUUACGUUCGUGGAAAAUUGUAGUGUUUAAUAUUAUCAUAAUCUGUGUGGUGCUGUCAAACUCCCACAGAUAAUGAAACGAAAUUAAAAAACUGCAAUGCUAACAUGUCAUUAAUUAAAGCGCUGAGGCCUUACAACUUCAUAAUUAUUAAAACGAUUAGACAAAAAA
This is a messenger RNA of Pieris brassicae (large cabbage white), 5929 nucleotides long. It is a transcript of the gene jim, whose product is annotated as myeloid zinc finger 1. Gene Ontology annotation, biological process: negative regulation of transcription by RNA polymerase II; regulation of immune system process; regulation of cytokine production. The transcript is spliced from 3 exons. Lineage: Eukaryota; Metazoa; Arthropoda; Insecta; Lepidoptera; Pieridae. The coding region runs from base 344 to 2179 and encodes 611 amino acids. The record is from RefSeq and is a predicted model, not a curated record.